Acanthamoeba castellanii str. Neff is the source of this 1317-nucleotide messenger RNA. RefSeq names its product BTB/POZ domain containing protein. Gene Ontology annotation, molecular function: ubiquitin protein ligase binding. Gene Ontology annotation, cellular component: cytoplasm. Lineage: Eukaryota; Discosea; Longamoebia; Acanthamoebidae. The record is from RefSeq and is a predicted model, not a curated record. Bases 1 to 1317 code for a protein of 438 amino acids. The transcript has a single exon. Gene Ontology annotation, biological process: proteasome-mediated ubiquitin-dependent protein catabolic process; regulation of proteolysis.
AUGGUGGACAACCCCCUCUGUGCCGACGUCCAGCUCCUGGUGGGCCAAGAGGCCACGCCUGUCUAUGCGUCCAAGGUCAUCCUCAUGGCCCGCUCGCCUGUCUUCGAGGCCCUCCUCGGCGGCAACUUCCGCGAAGGCCAACCUCCACCCUCGUCUUCCUCUUCUGCUUCAUCGUCGCUGGCGCCGGUGUUCUGGCACCGGGCGGAGAUUCGCGACGUGGAGCCGCGUACGAUGCGCCACCUGCUCCACAGCCUCUACACCGACCAGCUCCACCCCGACUUCUUGUCACCAGCCCCCUACAGCGACGACGGAAACAACGAUUCGACCGCGCCGACCCAACAGCAGCAGGACCUGGUGGCGCUCUACAUGGCGGCCGAUUGCUACCUGGUCGACAAGGUCCGGGCUCUGGUCAGGCGCGAGCUCGGGCGGAGCUUCGACGACGACGACGCCAACGUGCUGCCGGUGUUCGACAUGGUCCUGGCUGUGGCGCCCGAGCUGGCCAUGCACGUGUGCCAGCCCAUCAUCGAAACCCACGCCUGGUCGUUACUAGGCAACCAACACGCCUACCUGGAGGCCCUGUGGCUGGGCCUGUCAGACACUGCCGCGGCCCGCGUGGUCCGCAUGAACCUCAGGGGAAUUGGCGAGAUCGAGCUGUUCGGCGCCAUCCAGCGGCGCUACGAGCACCACCUCGCUGAGGCCAUGGAGCUAGUCGAGGACGACGAAGACGAUGAUUGUGAAAAAGGCCAAGAAAACGGCGAUGACAAGAAGAUGAUGAAGAAGAGAGAAGCAGCCAUCGCAGAGGCCAAGAACAAGGUGGCCGGCUUGAUCGAGGGCAUCAAGACGAGCCUGAUGAGCGUCGACGAGCUCUGCAGCGUGGUGGAGCCCAGCGGCCUCUUCACCGACGCCCAACUGCUGGCGGCCUACAGGCACGCAGCGCUCAACCACCGCUACGUCAUCCACGACCUGUGGUGCGGCUACUCGCUCUUCAACGGCCAGGUCGAGGAUGGAAAUAUCAGGUGGCGCCUCGCUGUGUGCAGGACCCCUACGAGCAGGACCCCUACGAGCUGGACGGUCGACUUCCGCAUCAGGACGGAUAGAGCGGAUCCGCACAGUACUGACAGCCUGUCGGCCGAGGGGGUCACGAUCACGAUCUACUGCGACCGCCGCUGCGUGAAGUCCUUCUGGGCCCCGGCCACAACGGUGGUCACCAUGCCUGACAGGCUGAGCGUCCCAUUCACCAUGCAGCCCCACACUGGGCGGGUGACAAUCUUUGUCCACGCGCCCCCCACUGCAUUCACCCAGGCUGGGCCGAUCUAA